This is a messenger RNA of Penaeus vannamei (Pacific white shrimp), 861 nucleotides long. NCBI's taxonomy places the organism in Eukaryota, Metazoa, Arthropoda, Malacostraca, Decapoda, Penaeidae. The record is from RefSeq and is a predicted model, not a curated record.
AUGCUCGUGCGAAUUAGAAGGGAGCAACGGUACUCUGCCGUGAUAAAGGGUCAUUUGCACACGGAAGGUUCAUUCGGAAAAGCGAAAGCAUCGAGACUCAGCAAUGAUUCCUCCAUCCUCCAGGCAGAACUGUUCGCCAUUCGAUCAGCAUUGACAUAUGCACUCUUCUGUACAAAAUCUACAGUAUGUAUUUUCACGGACUCCCUCUCUGCCAUUCACACCUUACAGAACCGUGCUCACUUGGACAAUGUUUACUUAGCAACAUCAACUCUGUUCAAGCUACAACAGCUGACUCAACAAGGCAAGAAGGUCCGAAUAAUGUGGAUUCCCAGUCAUGUCGGAUUAGAAGGCAAUGAUCGUGUAGACUCAGCAGCCAAAUCCAGCCUCCACCAAACUCACAUACAGCCGAUUAAACCAAGCAUCAGCCAAAUCAAAAACAGAGCCAAGAUUACUGCAAAGCAAAUUACACUCAUCCAACACCAAGUCUGGGUUCAAGCAGGUUCACCUUCGGCGACCUGGUACAAAACUGUCACUGAAUACGAAACCAUCACCAUCCCCCGUUCCAUGUCUAGGAAGGAUGCUGUUAUCAUCCACCGGCUACGGCUAGGCUAUCCUUGUAGCUGGGAGAUUGAUGAACGAGUGCCAAAAGAGUGCAAUUAUUGUCAGACUGUGGUGAGCUAUCCACUAACACACUACCUACUAGACUGUCAGGCACUCUAUCACAUUAGACCCCACAAUUUCAGGGAUGUACCAAACAGAGAAACCUCACAGAGAAGCACUGUAGCAGCAACUUAUGCCCGCACCAUACUUGAAUCAGAGGAAUCUUUCAAAACAAUCUCUGUGGCACCUCCCCCAAGAUAG